AUGAAUUUAAAUGAUUUCACUAAGCUAUCAGAAUCUAGAGAGGUGCAAUUAAAACCUGACCGGCCUAGUCUACUUGUGUGCAGUACUAGCUGGACCCCAGAUGAAGAUUUUUCGAUUCUAUUGAAAGCUCUACAAAAAUACGAUGAAAGUGAAGAUAUCUACCCAAAACUCAUUUGUGUUAUCACUGGGCGAGGCCUAUUAAAGUAUCACUAUCAACAUAAGAUUUUAAAAUUGAAGUGGAAAAAAGUUUCCAUCAUUACACCUUGGCUUGAAAAUAAUUACUAUCCACUUCUUUUAACGUGUGCUGAUCUUGGUGUGUGCUUACAUGUCUCCUCAAGUGGAUUAGACUUGCCCAUGAAAAUGAUCGAUAUGUACGGUGUUUGCUUACCUGUCUGUGCAUUUGAUUUCAAAUGGUAA
Molecule: messenger RNA, 417 nt
Organism: Macrosiphum euphorbiae (potato aphid)
Lineage: Eukaryota; Metazoa; Arthropoda; Insecta; Hemiptera; Aphididae
Source: the annotation of a GenBank genome assembly